This is a messenger RNA of Lachancea nothofagi CBS 11611, 1077 nucleotides long. The record is from the annotation of a GenBank genome assembly. Lineage: Eukaryota; Fungi; Ascomycota; Saccharomycetes; Saccharomycetales; Saccharomycetaceae.
AUGAAGUUCCCUUUAUACAUGCACAUAUAUAUAAUAUGUGUUUAUGUAUAUAUAUGGAUCUACAGACCAUUCGAAGGGUGGGCAUCGAAAUCGAAAUUCGAGAUUGAUCCACACACAACUCUUCUCACAACGGACUACACAAGCACCGAAGCUUCUAUGCACGCAACCGUCCCGCCCAACAUCGAUUCCUCGGCGUAUGAUUUUCAGGGCCUCUCUGAGGGAAACUAUCUGCCCAACGCAACAGCAUACCAGCAUUUUCGCAACUCCAGCGAGCCGCUUGAGCGCCAGCACAGCAAGCCGGUAUACUCCAGACAGCGUGCGCAAUGGACCGACAAGGAGGACAUGUGCCUGUUGCAGGCGGUCCUGGCCCAGUCGCACAUCUUGGCUCGCGAUAUCAAGUGCAAGAUCCGCAAGCUGUUCUGGCAUCACGUAUGCCAGGGUCUGACCGCGAGCUUCGCCAUGUCCAUGAACAGACGCCAGUGCCGAGACCGGUUCAAGCUUCUGUAUCAGAGAUCUGCAUCUCGAACUCGUUUUGAGUCGUAUCUGCCACCUACCACGGAGGUCGAAAAACUGUGUGACGAGUGCACUCGCACGUUCAGGUUCAACGAGCACAGAGAGCUCAUUUUAGCCACUGACUACCAGGAAACUACCCAUACGCCCAGGUCCCAGCCUUCCGCUCCAGUUUCUGGCCCAGCCACUGAGUUGUCAACGGUGUCAUCGAAUUCCACUCUACAAAGCCCGUACUCCACAUCCGAUUAUCAAGAUAAAGAGUUUUCGAGCAGCGCUGUACCAACUAGCCGUUCAGUACCCGCGCCCGUUCCAUACUGGAACGGCAUGUCCCCUCAAGACGGCUCCUCUCACACAUCUCCUCUCCAGAAUACUUCUAAUAAAUUUGAGCUUCAGGUUCCUGUGCCAGCUGCACCAUCCUCGUGGGAUACGCAAAAUAUGUUGUCGAACAUUGUCGCCAUGCAACGGCAAGUCAAUCAACUGUCUCAGCAGGUCGAAGCGCUCACAAAUAUAGUCUCUCUUAAUGGCGCCCAGUCGCGACUAUACCAACCAAUAUAUACUGACAAUUGA